UUUUAUUUGUUGCGUGUGUUUUGCAUUCCUUCGGUUGUAAUGUGGAUUUUUACAAAUUGUGCCAAAAAGCGUUAAUGAAAAAAUAAGUGCAUAAUUUAAAGAAUAAAGGUGAAGAAUAUAAAGUGCGUUGUAUAAACAAAGUGUUGGAGGUGUGUGACAAACAGCUGAGGUGCUCAACUUUUUAGAAAUAUAUGUUUUUGCAGUCGUCGCAUUUAUUACAACUACAACAAUCAAACAGCUUUUAAGUGUAAAUAAAUCAGCAGCAAAAUGCCGAGACCCACGCGUACUGUGAAAGAGCAGGCAAAGGUGGAUUUAUCCAAAAUACCAGCUCAUGUGGAACGUGUAAAUGUCAGCGGUUUGCUGCGCACACACAAUGACUACGUUAUGAAGGCAGCCGAAGGACUGUUUAAAGCGCGCAAUUUUCAAGACCUCAUGAUUGAGUCAAUGAACGCCAAGUCCUAUCUCCAUGAAUUGGGCAUUUUCAAAGAUGUACAGGUGCGCGUUGACGUGAGCAAAGGCGAGAACGCCUCACCCAAUGGCUAUGAGAUUACGCUGAAAGGUCAAGAAUUGUCGCGUCUAGUUGGCUCAGUGGGYACGGAAGUGGGCCAAAACGAAGGUUCACUGCGCACCGAAUUGAGYAUACCGAAUUUGUUUGGACGCGGUGAAAGUGUUUCGCUGCAAGGCUCCUAUGCGACAACACGCGCCAAUGAAUUACAACUGCGUUUCUGGAAAUCAUUCUUUCAUACGCGCUUCGUGGAGAAUCGACCAGAAGUCUCCCUUUCACUCUUCCGGCAUGUGGAUCGCAUGGAUAUUAGCUCGUUUCAAAAUGCCAAUUUGGGCUUCAUGACAGAUUUCUCUGUAAAUACGCUCUAUCCCUUUGAGCUCACCCACUCCAUACAGUAUGAGGCGUCUAUACGUGAAACGUCUUUGCUAGCGAAACAAGUUCCAUUUGCYAUACGAGAACAUUGUGGCCCUAAAUUAGCGUCACUGGUGCGUUAUUCUGUAAUUUAUGAUCAGCGUGAUAAUCCCGUAUUUCCCACACAAGGCCUAAUGUUCAAAUCGGUCAACGAAUAUUGUGGUUUGGGUGGCAAUGUUGCCUACAUGAGCAGCACUACGCAUGGUGAAAUAAGUGUGCCAUUGAUUGCCGGACUUGUGGCACAAGUUUGUGGUCGCAUUGGUGUGAUUAAGGAGACUAAAAACACAACAGUACUACCAAUCAGUAGUCUAUUCUACUGUGGUGGUCCACUGACGCUUAGAGGRUUCAAGUACGGUGGUGCUGGUCCAGUGGUGGAGGGCACAUCCAUCGGUGCGCAGACUCAUUGGUGCACUGGUCUUCACUUGUGGGGCCCCUUGCCGUUCAAUCGCGUAUUCAAGGGUUUGGCUAAUAAUUUCCGUACACAUUUAUUCUACAAUUGCGGAGGCUUCAACUCAUUUUCAGCAGAAAACAUGCGCAGCGCUUUUGGUAUUGGCCUAGCAUUUAAAUUAGCCGAACGUGCACGGAUUGAAAUGAAUUAUUGCAUACCGGUACGAAAAUAUGCGAGCGACAAACCAGUGAAUGGUUUUCAAUUUGGCAUUGGCUAUGAAUUUGUCUAAAUUUGUUUGGUGUGGAUAGAUGAUGUGGCAUGCUAGCGUUGGAAGAACUGUCGSUGAGGUGGCUAGACUAGCAGCAAACGCUACUGUAACUACUACAACUAUACUACCAUUACAAACAUUCACACAYACAUGCAGCAACUCUUUCGUCGUUCAUUCAUUUGUCUGUUGUUUGUCAUUUAAUAUUAUUAUUAUCACUUUUGUUCACACGCCCAAAGACAUUAAUUGUUUAAUGUUUGUUAUUAUKUUAGUAAUUUUAAGUUAAAUAUUAAAUAAGCCAGACAAAAGUCACGCUUACACACCSACAUAUACAAAGCAUGUACAUGAAAAAGAAGACGGAAUUGGUAGUGUGAAGAGGGCAAAGCAAUGAGAGCUAUUAAAAACAAACUURUUAAACAAAAUAUGUGCAAAAAUACUUAAACGAAUACAAAUACAUUUAAAUUAUAYACGAUAAAGAUAAAUACAUAAGUUUAUGUUAAAUAUUUAAUAAAUUGAAAAAUUUAAAUGUAUCAAAUACAUAUUAUACACWACUAAACUAA
This is a messenger RNA of Bactrocera latifrons, 2129 nucleotides long. Its product is annotated as SAM50-like protein CG7639. Gene Ontology annotation, cellular component: outer membrane; SAM complex. Gene Ontology annotation, biological process: protein insertion into mitochondrial outer membrane; mitochondrial respiratory chain complex assembly. The record is from RefSeq and is a predicted model, not a curated record. Lineage: Eukaryota; Metazoa; Arthropoda; Insecta; Diptera; Tephritidae. The transcript has 8 exons. The coding region runs from base 268 to 1593 and encodes 441 amino acids.